AACUGAGGCGAGCCGCCACAGACAGCAACAACAACGCGACGCGGGGAAAGCGGCAUUUUCCACCCCCUAAAAAGCAGGCCAACAACAACAGCAAAAACAAGAAGUGCCGCAAAAACUCGGAAUGGCGCUUUUAGGGAUGACACGGAACAGAUGGUGCGAUAUCGGUGUCAUCGAUAGGCCGCGAUAAAGGAGUUUUCCAGCCGCAAAAAAACAUGCCGUUUAAAAAGUGUACCAUUUUUUAUUCCCAUAACAAGCUGCACCUAAAAUGUUGAUUUUAUAAACAGAAGCUUUAAGACAGUUUACUUAAAUAUAUAUAUUACCUUCAGUAUUAUUAAGCUAAUUUCGAAAGAGGCUUUGGUUUAUUUUUUUACUGUGAAUUUUUUUGUCCUCUAGAUUUAUUUAUUUAUUAACAUACCUAAAUAAAGAUCCAUUUAAUCGCACAGUAACAAUUGUUAAUCAGAGUUGUUUAAAAAUUUUCUAACGUUAUAUGUAAGUAUUUCGUGUUUUUCCCUAUUAAGUAAAAGGCAGAGCCGCCAGAUUUGCCCAUCACUGUUUGUUCAUUCCCUCUCGUACCAUCCUUCUAACCGCUGGAAGCUUCUUCUCGAUUCUUCGGCUUCCAUUCAAUUUCGCGAUUUUUCUGGAGGUUAGGAUCAUUGCCUUUGCUUCGCUUCUUUGUAACGGUGCUGAGUGCGGGUUCCACAGUCCUGUUAUUAAUUAUUUAUAGAAAAGUCGUUGUGGUUAUUAUUUUCUUUCUCCGGCUAUUCCGUUUAUAGUGAAUAUUGUGAAUAACUGUUUUUUGACCGGUGAAAUUUCUGCAACAGUCGAAUAUCGCUAAAGGUAUACAGAUUUGUUAUAAUUUAACAAAAUUAUAGAUACAUAUUUUUAUGUAACUGUUUUUUGGUAGCAUUAUUUUCGUUGUUUCCUCUUGGUUAUCUUCGUUGUGCUUUGCACGUCGCCAUUUUGAAUUUGCGCUUUACUAUAUUUCUUAUGUACUCGAAAAAAGUAAAAAAUUGUUGGAUAUUUAUUCAAAUCUUGAAUAAAUUUCCAUAUAGACACCCAAAUAUAAAAUCUGGUGUAUUUGGAAUCAAAUUCAGUCUUUUGUGUUCUGUGUUUGGAACAGCGAUUGGAUGAGUAGUGUUUAGAGAGCAAAAGAAAAGUCGCUAUGGACAUGCAAAUACAUCGCCCCAUUACUUCCGGAAGCAGACAGGCGCCUGAUCCGUAUGACCAAUACUUGGAGAGCCGUGGUCUUUACCGAAAGCAUACGGCCCGGGACGCCUCCAGUUUGUUCCGGGUGAUCGCUGAGCAGAUGUACGACACCCAGAUGCUUCACUACGAGAUUCGGUUAGAGUGCGUCCGCUUCAUGACCCUAAAACGACGCAUCUUCGAGAAGGACAUUCCUGGGGACUUUGAUACUUACAUGCAGGAUAUGUCCAAGCCCAAGACUUAUGGAACCAUGACAGAACUUCGCGCUAUGUCCUGCUUGUAUCGUCGCAAUGUGAUCCUGUAUGAGCCCUACAACAUGGGAACUAGUGUUAUUUUCAAUCGUCACUAUCCGGAAAACUUUCGGGUAUUCUUCAACAACGAGAAUCAUUUCGAUUCAGUAUAUAAAGUCGGUUAUAUAGAAAAUGCCGCCAUUUGUCAAUCCAUUGCCUUCAAGUUGCUGUACCAGAAGCUGUUCAAACUGCCUGACGUAUCGUUUGCCGUGGAGGUAAUGCUGCAUCCGCACUGCUUCGAUUGGAACAAGUUCGAUGUGCAGUUUGAUGAAAAGGGCUAUAUGACACGCAUUCAGUGCUCUGACGGUCGCGUUUUUAACCUGGAUCUGCCGGAGAACACAAACUGUAUUUUGGAAAACUUUAUGCUGUGCAAUUUCCACAGCGCCAAUGGCAAUCAGAGCAUAAAUAGUCGAAAAGGAGGCCGGCGGGAUUCAAAACAGCAUGAGGAUCGGAAGCCGGGUGGCAGUAAUGGUCACGAACCGAAUGAACAGCUGCCCAUGUGUCCAAAACGUUUGGAGUCCUGUGUACGCCAGCUACUAGACGAUGGCAUCACACCCUUUCCUUACAAGGUUGCCAAAUCCAUGGACACCUUUAUGUAUCGGAAUAUCGAAUUUGAUUGUUGGAACGACAUUCGCAAAGAGGCAAAGCGCUACAACGUCUAUGUCAAUGACUAUAAUUUUAAGGUGGGCGCCAAGUGCAAGGUGGAAUUGGAUCCCAAGGCCGAGAUGUAUACCUGCCACAUCCAGAGCAUCAUCAACGGAAAAAAAAAAUUGUUCGUCGUCUUUGUGGAGACGAUUGGCGAGAAGAUAGUGGUCCCCUACGAGUCGCUGCAUCCCCUGCCGCCGGAAGAGUACCGUCCGUGGGCGUUGCCAUUCCGCUAUCAGCGCCAAAUGAAUCGCAUGCAAGUGCCAAAGUUUAUGGGCAAAUCAAGCAAGAUUCCCAAGUGGAAAAAGAACAAGGCUUUUGAAAUGGGGCAGUACUUUGAGCCCAACAAGUGUGAUCUGAUGCCGAUGCAGGGCUUCAUGCCCGUUGAGAACUGUUAUCAAGAGGUGCACCACCAGCCAGAGGAGCAAAGGGAUCCUGAACAGCAUGAUCAGAAUACGGCCGAGGAACAGCGGGAUCGCGAGGAGCCGCAGAAACAGCAACAGCAGCUGCAGCGCUCGAAGGGAUCGAGGGCUCAGCGCCAGAACUCGAACUCUAGCCAAAAUCAGGAGUCUGCAGGUUCCGCUGCUCAGCCGAGCGCUCAGUAUAUGAACUUUAUGCCUCUGUUGGCGGGUCGUCCGGGCCAGGCUCCGCCUCCUUGGCCCUCGUCUCCGUUGGCUCUGCCCGAGGAGUUUCAGUUCCCGAUGCCGGGACCACCGCAUCCUCCGCCAGCCGAGGGUUGUGUCUACAUGCCGUUUGGUGCUUAUGGUCCGCCGCCACCCGGAGCUCUCGCUCUGCCACCGCCUCCGUUCAUGUCGCUACCUUCUCCGCCGGCAACUGCUCCCCAUCUUACCGAUCCACGUCGUUCGCUUCACCUUAACGGCGAAGAUUUGCCAAUGGAUAUGGGCACUUUGAGAUACUUCUACAACAUGGGAGUGGAUAUGCAUUGGCGCAUGGCCCACCAUCCGCCGCCCGAGGAUCUUUCCUUAUAUGGAUACAAUCAGCCAAACAACACGGACCAACAUUCAGGAAGAAACGGCGCCGGAGAGGAUCAUUUGGCAGUCGAGGCAACGCCGCCACCUUCUCCGGAGGUGGGAAAUACCACGGAACAACCGCCGCUGGAGAAAGCCGCCUAUUCGAAGCGCAACUUAAAUCCGGGCAAAUCACGCGGCAAGCGUCCGGAGCAGCUGCACGAGCUGAAGGAUCCACUGGGACCAGCUGCCUUUUUGCCGACACCUACGCCUUCGCCGAGCACUAAUGGCAAUCAGUUUAAUUUCUACACCACGCCACCGCCGCAUCAUCUGAUGUCGCCACAAGGGCUGCUCCCACCGCCGCCCCCGCCGAUAUUUUUCCACAAGGCGGGGCUUCCUCAGCUACCGGGGACAGCACCAGGGCAGAAUCCCUAUGCCUGGGGAAUGGCUGCUCCGCUAGUGGCCCCCUACGAGGUGAUUAAUGGCUUCAAUAUGGAACCGCCGCCACCGCCGCAGCCACAACAACAACAGCAACAGCAGGCACCGCCUCUGCCACCAGCUCCCGUGCCCGUCCAAUCCCAGCCAGUAGCCGUCUAUGCUGCACCACGUCAUCACUAAGACGGGACGACGACAAUUAGAUCACUUCGAAGAGAGAGGCGCCAUUCCCAUCAAGUGCAUUCCAUUCCAACCAACGACUUUUAAAAUUUAAUCUCACUUUUAAAUUUGUAGUCAACUUUUUAUAUGCCACCUGAUCGAUGGUGAUCUUUCGUUUACCAUUCAGCUUCUGUACAACAAUCGAUUGCAUAACUUAACCCAAAUGUCAACUUAACUUCAUUUUAAACUUGUAAAUCAAUUUUAUGCGAUUUUUUUUAAACACUUGCACACAAAAGUCAGCAAAUGCAGCCUGCAAGAAAACAACGAACCACCUAUUUAUAUGAUAUAUUUAAAACUCUUAUAACUAGCACUCCUAUAUACUCUUAUAUAUAUAUUUAUAUACUCGCCGUUUGGCUAGAGACUCACCUAUAUAAAGUGUACCAGAAAGUUAACCAUAAAUAAAACAAGAUUCGAGUGUAACGCAAAAG
Drosophila ficusphila is the source of this 4188-nucleotide messenger RNA. Its product is annotated as protein ovarian tumor locus. The coding region runs from base 1163 to 3724 and encodes 853 amino acids. Lineage: Eukaryota; Metazoa; Arthropoda; Insecta; Diptera; Drosophilidae. The transcript has 10 exons. The record is from RefSeq and is a predicted model, not a curated record.